Chiloscyllium plagiosum (whitespotted bambooshark) is the source of this 3585-nucleotide messenger RNA. RefSeq names its product acyl-CoA (8-3)-desaturase-like. The record is from RefSeq and is a predicted model, not a curated record. Gene Ontology annotation, cellular component: membrane. Gene Ontology annotation, biological process: lipid metabolic process. Lineage: Eukaryota; Metazoa; Chordata; Chondrichthyes; Orectolobiformes; Hemiscylliidae. Gene Ontology annotation, molecular function: oxidoreductase activity, acting on paired donors, with oxidation of a pair of donors resulting in the reduction of molecular oxygen to two molecules of water.
AAGCCAGGUACAGGGAGCGGCCUCGAGGGAGAUGUAGAACGGGCUUCAGCGCAUCACUCCCGGACUGAGAUACGUGCCGGCCGGGGCAGUGAGGAAAGUGAUGGAGUGUGGUCUGGACAGGUUCUUCACCUGGGAGGAGGUGCAGAAGCACUGUACCCGCAACGAUCGCUGGCUGGUGAUCCACAGAAAGAUCUAUGAUAUCUCGGAGUUCAGCAAAAGGCACCCGGGAGGCGCCCGAGUAAUCGGGCACUACGCUGGGCAGGACGCUACGGAUCCCUUCACUGCCUUCCACAUUGAUAAGACACUGGUGAGCAAGUAUCUGAACUCGCUGUUGAUUGGAGAGCUUGCUCCUGACCAGCCCAGCUUGGAAUCUUGGAAAAGUAAACUGAUAACAGAGGAUUUCCAGGAGCUGCGUGCACUUGUGGAAAAGACGAAUCUCCUCAAGCCAAACAAGCUGUUCUUUGCUGGAAUGCUAGCACACCUACUACUCCUUGAUGCUGCGGCCUGGCUCACUCUAUGGUAUUUUGGUGCAUCCUUUGUCCCCUUUAUGAUCAGCACAGCUCUUCUGGCCAUUGUGCAGGCACAGGGUGGUUGGCUACAGCAUGACUUUGGGCACCUAUCAGUGUUUAGCAAAUCCAAGUGGAACCAUAUUGUUCACAAAUUUAUCAUUGGUCACCUGAAAGGUGCCCCAGCCAGCUGGUGGAACCACCUCCACUUUCAGCAUCAUGCCAAGCCCAACUGCUUCCGCAAAGACCCUGACAUCAACAUGCAUCCCAUCUUCUUUGUCUUGGGAAAGAAGCUCCCAAUUGAGGUGGGGAUACAGAAGAAGAAGUAUAUGCCAUACCAAUACCAACACAAGUAUUUCUUCCUGAUUGGACCUCCAGCACUACUUCCCCUCUACUUCCAAUGGUACAUCUUUUACUUCGCUGUGCAACGAAAGCAGUGGGUGGACUUGGCCUGGAUGGUGUCUUUCUACAUUCGUAUCAGCUUGACUUACAUCCCACUGCUUGGCAUUCAAGGUUUUCUGUUAAUGUUCUUUCUAGUGAGAUUUAUGGAAAGUAAUUGGUUUGUGUGGGUGACUCAGAUGAACCACAUUCCCAUGAUAAUUGACCAUGAUCAGAAAGAGGAUUGGCUGACCAUGCAGUUGCAUGCUACUUGUAACGUCCAUCAGUCUGUCUUCAAUGACUGGUUCACAGGUCACCUCAACUUCCAGAUUGAACAUCACCUGUUUCCUACGAUGCCAAGGCACAACUUGCACAAGGUGGCACCAUUGGUAAGGUCACUGUGUGCCAAACAUGGCCUAGAAUACCAGUCCAAGCCUUUAUUCACUGCCUUUGCAGACAUAGUACACUCCUUGAAAGAUUCUGGGGAGCUCUGGUUGGACGCUUAUCUACACAAGUGAUUGGUCACAGCAAGCAACUAACCGCACACUCAAACAGUUGCUGCCUUGCAGAUAUGAAAACCAGUGCCCGAAAGAGCUGCUGCCAUUUUGUAGACAUUGUGCCAGGAACCACAGAAAAAAUGUUGUUAACUCUAGUGGGAUGUGAUUAUGGUUGAAGGAACUGAGCUAUUAUCAAUAAGAAUACAAAUGUAAUUCAAUAUGCUACAAGUUUGGGAAUUAGUUUUGUGCUUAGCAAAGGAUUCUAGUGCUGGAGACUAGAACAUCUUCCAUUCCAGUGUUUGAUUUUUACACCCUGAAGGGGUUGGGCCUAGUAAUUUAUGUUACUGGCCUGCGUGUUAAAUUACCAGCUCCACCUUACCUAGGCCAUUUUCCUGGAGGUCAGACAGGAAUAGGGGGUGGUAUCAGCAUGGUAGCAUCUUGUCAAACUGCAGAGUAGGUGCCAGGCAGGCUAUGUGCUUUCCAGCCUGCCUGACUGACUUCUGUGACAGAGGGACUCCUGCUCUGUAAUGGUGGUCUAGUUGCCAAAGACAUUUUUUUUAUUUGAAUGUUUAAAAUGUGUGCCUCCACCUUUUGCAUCCUCUCUCUUACCUGAAAUGCCAGCCUGCUGCUGCUUCAGUGCUGAAUUGGUUCACCAUUUUCAAGAGCCCUUAAUUGACCGUAGGCCUCCCUUCUGGGUCAUUAAUCAAUCAGUUAGGGGAAAAUCACUGCCUAGGGUUACUCCCCACAUAGUGUCGGCUUUUGAUUUCCCCCAUUUGACCGUGACACCAGUAUCCUGAAGCUAGUGGAGAAAAUCCCAGCUCAGGGUCACUGCCGAGCUCUGUCGGGUCACUUAUAACAUGAUUAGAUGGAUAGCAAAGUCCGCUACACUCUUCCCAGCAGUGUACUUCAUCCACAGUGUCAGAAAUAUACUGUCCGCUCUGCCAAGAUUAUACAUUCCCAUCUCGCAUUUUGUGCUGCAGGUGCAAACUGGAUUGAAAUUGUAUUUGUUCCAAAACUCAUUCAGCCAGUAGCAGCAGCAUCCUUUCAUCCAAAAUACCAGAGGUGCAGCAAGGUGUUUCCACACUCUGCAGCAGCCACUUCUCUUUUCAGUUAUCACUUGAUAAUUAUUCAAACAAACUAAUGUAUUUCUUGUACUGGUUAUUUUAAGUCAGUGCCUCAAUUAAAAAUGGACAGAGCAACAUGAUCAAAUAUUAAUUCACUGCCCACUAACAGAACAGCAAUAACCUUUAGGCUUAUAUAUGAUUUCUGGUUUUGUGGUCAGUGAUUGAUUGUAACAGUCUGUCUAUGCAAUGGUAUUGUAUUAUAAUUGAUGGUGGAAUCCACCAAUAAUAGGGACUGCUGCAUUCACCAAUGGGCUGCAUGCUAUACGUCUGCUAGCUUAUCAAUAUUUCAAGGUAGGUGUGAGAAUGCCGUGGAACUUCUGCUUGUUUAUUGACAGCAAGAAGUAAUCUUAAACUAAGGUGGCUCAGGGUCAUCAUUCAACAGCAUCCAUGACAUGGAGCAUUCAUUCCAGUUUGUGGAGGAUAUGGAGAAGUGAAAGUGGGGGUAUCCAGUAGUACAGUUAUUACAAGGAAGAUUGUGUUCUUUAUUUUUUCCAAGCCAGGGUGAUAAUUGUUAGAAAUUUGGAUUCUCACUUAACUCCAGUGUUAAUUUUGUGUAGUCAAUCUUCACCCUAACCAGUGAGUGACUGAGUUGCACAGAACAGGAAAGCUGCAGGUUCAAUAUUUAGCUCAGUGGAAUCAGCGAGUUCCAUUGUGGAUAACAGUGGGAGCAGAGCAAUUGGUGCCAGUACUCCUGUUGACAGAAAGGGAAGAGAAUUGGCACUUAUUCAUAAUUGCUAACUACUGACCCUUUCAGGAAAGUGCCUGUACUAGAGAGGGAUUGGAUCAGUUUCUCAACAUACGAGUCCCCUAUGGCUAAAUAACUAGUUAAUAUUCAUUCAGAGAUUCAUAGAAGAAAUAUGAGCAGGUGGUGCACGGCCCACUGGGCAUCAGUAUUACAAUGUAAACAGAGAUGUUAGCUGUUGCAAUUAAUUUCUAAUGUAGACACAUUAGGAAUGCAUACAUGCACAACUGAUCACACACAAUCUCUGUAUAUUUGUAGAUCCAUAUACAGGUCGUUCUGCUAUAAUGCGUGUUUCGUUAAUGAAAAUUCGCUGUAACACAAUUGAUGAAUUGGGAACA